Molecule: messenger RNA, 1170 nt
Organism: Pelmatolapia mariae (spotted tilapia)
Lineage: Eukaryota; Metazoa; Chordata; Actinopteri; Cichliformes; Cichlidae
Gene: rmdn1
Product: regulator of microtubule dynamics 1
Exons: 10
Coding region: 81-1007 (308 amino acids)
Cellular component (GO): spindle microtubule; mitotic spindle pole; cytoplasm
Molecular function (GO): microtubule binding
Source: RefSeq, a predicted model, not a curated record
CUCUCGGGGACACUCGCCGAGAGUCUGUAAGUUUGUGUCAGUGUGAUGAGUGAUCACUGAUAGUGUGGACCUGUGAUAAGAUGGCUGGGAGGAUUAUAACACGGUGUGUGAGCAGGGCUUUAGUGGAGUUUGGGUCUGGCGCAAACUGCGUAAAAAGCAGAGGGACAAACCGAAACUACUGGACUGCCCUACGAAGGACUUCCACCGCUCUGACUAGUGGACGGGCUGCAUUCCUGCUGGGGCUCCCUGCACUGUCGUGCCUCGGUUAUGCAGCUUAUCGCAAGGUGCAGAGUUCAGCUGUGGUCUGCGCUUUAGAUAGAGGGGAGGUUUUGGAGCAGGCUGACUACCUGUACAGCUGUGCAGAGACAGAGAAACUCUACCAGCUGCUGGUGCAGUACAAAGACAGCAACGAUGCAGAGUUCCUGUGGAGAUUGGCCCGGGCUUCUCGGGACCUGUCCCUCCUGCCCAACAUCGAGGCCGGGCGGAAGAAGCAGCUCACGUUUGAGGCCUUUGAGUACGCCAAAAAGGCCCUGGAGAAAGAUGACCUGUGCUCUGCAGCUCACAAGUGGUAUGCCGUGUGUCUCAGCGACGUCGGGGAUUAUGAGGGUGUCAAGGUUAAAAUUGGAAAUUCGUACAUCAUCAGGGAUCAUCUAGAGAGAGCCAUCGAGCUCAACCCUAAAGAUGCCACUUCCAUACACAUUUUGGGUUACUGGUGCUUUGCUUUUGCUGAGCUGCCGUGGUAUCAGCGCAAGGUGGCAGCUGUAAUAUUCUCAUCACCACCCGAGUCUACAUACGAGGAGGCUUUGGCGUUUUUCCUAAAAGCUGAGGAAGUCGAUCCAAACUUCUACAGCAAGAACCUGCUGAUGCUCGGAAAGACUUAUUUAGCCAUGAAAGACAAGGAGAAAGCACUGCUGUGGCUGACCAAAACAAAGGAAUACCCUGCUCACACGCUGGAAGACAAAGAGGUCCACAAGGAAGCUGUGGAUCUCCUGAAGAAGCUGGGAUGAAGCUCGGUGAAACAUGAUGCCCCUCUGGACCCUUAACAGCUGCUAACAAGACUGUUUCCUAAAGAUUUUCUACUUCAUUAUUAACUAUAAAAACCGAACAGUUUCCGGCUUUGCACACAGAAAUCACACAUGCCUUCAAGAAAUAAUAAAACAGUGUCCUGUC